AUGGGAAAACGUAAAGGGAAAUGUGUUAAACGCAAUACAGCGACAAAAGAAGCGUUAGAACCGGAACAUGUUGUUAAAGCACCCCAUUCUUUUGUUAUUCAUAGGGGAAACUGUUCAAAAGAUCUAAUAGACCUGACGAAAGACUUCAGGAAAAUAAUGGAGCCAUUUACUGCAUCACAGUUGAAGGAAAGAAAGAAAAACACAAUUAAGGAUUUUCUCUCCAUAUCUGGAUAUUUACAUGUGUCACAUAUGAUGGUUUUCACUGAAACAGAACAGGGUUCCUAUAUGCGGCUUGCGAGAUUGCCUCGAGGUCCUACCUUGACUUUUAGGAUACAUAAUUACAGCUUAGCCAGAGAUGUGGUAUCAUCAUUGCGUAAACAGUAUGUAAACGCAAGGUCAUUUCAGAAUGCACCUUUAAUAGUUCUAAAUAGCUUUUCUGGUGAAGGUAUGCACAUGAAACUUAUGGCUACCAUGUUUCAAAAUAUGUUUCCUACCAUAAAUAUUACAACGGUUAAACUAAAAACCAUUAGGAGAUGUGUACUAAUGAACUACAAUCCAUCAACAAAGCUAAUAGAUCUUAGGCAUUAUGUUAUAAGAGCAAUACCAGUUGGAUUAAACAAAGGUGUAAAAAAGAUAGUACAAGGAAAGAUCCCUAACCUAAAUCGGUGUAAAGAUAUAUCUGAAUUCUUUGACAAAGCAGCGUUGCUAUCUGAGAGUGAGUUUGAAGAUGACACAGCAAACCGGGUGACAUUACCACAAACCUUGGCUGGCCGUGGUGCAGCAGAGAAUUCACAGUCGGCCAUUAGGCUGGUGGAGCUUGGGCCUAGGAUUUCUUUACAAUUGAUUAAGGUUGAAGAUGGUCUAAUGGAUGGUGAGGUUCUGUUCCAUGAACUCGUAGAAAAGACGGAAGAAGAGAAAGCAUUAAUCAAAAAGAAAAGAGAGGAGAAGAGGCGAUUGAAAGAAAAACGUAAAUCUCAACAAGAAGAGAACGUAAAACGGAAACAGAAGGAGAAGGAAGAAUUAAAACAGAAAGCUCUUGAAGGAAUUAAAAAGAAGAAAGAAAUGACAGAGAACCAGAGGUUAAUGGAACUAGCAGCAGCUGAAACUCAAAAUGGUGACGACCAAGAUGAUGAUGCAGACUAUUAUAGACAAGAAGUUGGUGCUGAACCCGAACAAGAUCUCUUUACACAAAAUCCGAGAAAAAGAAAGUCAAACGAAGGCGAAGAACCGCGAGGCUUCAAGAAAAUGAGAUUAGAUAAGAAAUUAAAAAAGAAAUACCAAGAUAAAAACGAAACAAGAAACACAGACUUUAAAGGGAAGAAGCGGUACCCGAGCAAUGAUGGCAAAUUUAAUAAGUCUAAUCCCAGGAAUAAAGGUCACAAGGUGCAGGGCGGGAAGGUGAAUAAGUUUAACAAAUUUAACAAAAAUAAGGGACAGGCUGGUAAGGGAAAAGGGAAGGGGAAACAGAGGAAGUGA
Molecule: messenger RNA, 1476 nt
Organism: Leptosia nina
Lineage: Eukaryota; Metazoa; Arthropoda; Insecta; Lepidoptera; Pieridae
Source: the annotation of a GenBank genome assembly